Molecule: messenger RNA, 792 nt
Organism: Ambispora leptoticha
Lineage: Eukaryota; Fungi; Glomeromycota; Glomeromycetes; Archaeosporales; Ambisporaceae
Source: the annotation of a GenBank genome assembly
AUGACCCAAUAUAAAUUAUUUAUGUUGACUCUCUUUACCUUUUUUAUGAUAUUCAAUUUGACAACCGCUGAAAAACACCAUAAACACAAAGAUCCACUCAGCUUUCUUACUUCAUCAUCCAAUACUGACGAAUCUAGUUUGAAAGACUUGCCUCAAAUCUGGGAAGUCUUUGAAAAAGUCUUCGAGAAAAUCUAUAAUAACAAAAAAAAUCCCUUUGACACAAAAUAUCUUCAAAGAGGUGAAAGUCAUACCGUUGAUAUCGCUGUCUUACCUUCGAAACGCGAAUAUACAAUCACUUGCGAACGUCUUAAAGAUCGCAGCUAUGGUCAGACUUAUGAGAUUACCGUUGAACCACACGACAAAGAUGAGGACGAACGAGUCUAUACACUAGUGUUUCCGUUCCGCGGAGAAUUCGAUGCCGAUGAAGGAUCCAAUGACGAUUCCAGCAAACUCAAUUCACCAUCCUUUGUCGAAAAAUUUGGCGGAAAGCAUUACGCCAAACAUCAUUCAGAGAAUCGAAAGGAAAGUAUCGCGGAAAUUUUCGAUCACAUCUUUCAUGACAACCAUAAACUUGUUUCUGAUGACUUUGAAGUUGAAUCACGUCGUCGUAGGGAGUAUGAGAUCGCUAUUCUCCCGAGCUACGAGAAAUGGAGAUUGGUUGUCAAACGUAAGGGAAAGACUCAAUAUGGUCCCUUAUAUAAAUUGACUUCCUCUUCCGAGGAAGUUCUCGAGAAACAUGAAAUUACUUUUAUUGUUCCUUAUGAUGAUGAUGAGUAUCGCCGUCACGAAUAG